Messenger RNA from Maylandia zebra (zebra mbuna), 1079 nucleotides. The record is from RefSeq and is a predicted model, not a curated record. NCBI's taxonomy places the organism in Eukaryota, Metazoa, Chordata, Actinopteri, Cichliformes, Cichlidae.
AUAGACUUUAUUUUCUGAAAACAUGAAGACUCAGCUCGUUGGUGUGUGUUUGGCAAUCCUCGGUUUUCUUGGCACCAUCCUCAUCUGUGCACUGCCCAUGUGGAAGGUGUCGGCAUUUAUACAGUCAAACAUCAUCACUGCUCAGGUGUUUUGGGAAGGCUUAUGGAUGAACUGUGUGUUCCAGAGCACGGGUCAGUCACAAUGCAAAAACUAUGACUCGGUUUUGGCUUUACCACAAGAGCUGCAAGCCUCCAGGGCUCUAAUCUGCGUGUCUAUUGCUGUCAGCGUGGUGGCCAUCGGGCUCACAGUGGUUGGAGCUCGAUGCACUUCUUUCUUUGAUUAUGACCAACUGACCAAAUCCAAUGCCGGCAUUGCAGGAGGUGUGGUGUUUAUCAUAGCAGGGAUCGUGUGUAUUAUUCCUGUCACCUGGUCGGCUUACAGCAUCAUCACAGGGUUUUAUAAUCCUGUGGCCACAACAGGAAGCCAAGGAGAGCUGGGAGCUUCUAUAUAUUUGGGAUGGGUAUCUGGAGCACUCCUUGUCAUUGGAGGAAUUACUUUGUGCACCACCUACAGAUGCUGUAGAGGAUGAGAGAACAUGCUGUAGAACAUCCAAUACAUGCUGCAGUUAACAGUUCACAAGACAAUGUGUGCACUCUCAAAGACUUUUUUGUUUUGGGCUUUGAACUUCUAUUUUCAUCACUUUUGUCAACCUGUAAUUGCACAAUAUUGAAAUUUUACAACAAAUCAUAAUGAAAUGUGACACAUUAAUAUAGUAAAUUGCAUGUAUAAUUAUGUAUUUUAAUAUUUUUAAAGAGCUACAAGGAAAAUGAAGUCUGUUUGAGCUACUCUUGGAUUGUAUGUAUGUUGCAUAUGAUAAUACAAAAUGUUUACUGAAAAAAUCUCCGAUAUGCUGUGUAGAGCACAUGUUUUAAAAAAUUUAAUGAAUAGUAUUUGUUUAAGGCUCAUAAUCUUACGCAAUAUUUGUGUUACUGCAUGUGUGAAAAAGUCUUUUUAUACUUUUAUACUUUCAGUGAAUUUCAGUGAUAGUUUUAGUGGAAGUUAGACAAAAUGAAGUAAAC